GGGUGACCGUCACGUGACCUGGCGAGGCGGCGGUACUGGGCUGAGGGAAUGUGGGUCCUUGCGGGGCUCGGUGGCGGGUUAUUGGGGCGUGGGGGUUCCUGUAGGGUUGGGAAGGGAAUAUGCGGCAUCCCCCUGGAGCUGUGGGUGCCUGGACGUGUUCUGGGGACCCCACGGGGCUGGGAAGGGAGUGAGGAAGUGGGGGUCUCACGAGGCUGAGGGGGCACGGGCCUGUUGUGCGCAGUAUUCCUCUGAGACUCGGGAGAAAGAGCCGGGGGUCUCCGUGCCUGGUGGGGCCGUUUUCCCCCCGACUCCCCCUCCUCCCUUUUAUUCCCCUCUCGCAGACCAUGGCCGUCCCUCUUUCCCCCACGCUGGUGCUGGGCGAGGCCUCGGAGAGCGACUCAGAGCCGGAGCCGGGGGGGAACACAGCCGGGACUCCCGCAGUGGGGCUGAAGGUUCCGGGGGAGGCGUCGGAGACCGAGGAGGAGGAGGAAGAGGACAGUGCGGCCCGGAUGCCGCUGCCAGGGGUGUCCAGGGGGGGCCCCUCACUGCUGCAGCAGAGGCUGGGGGCGGGCGAGGGGCGACUGCGGGGCGCAAUGGCUGAGGCACUGGGACACAGUUUCAGUGGGGCUGCGCGGCUGCUGGAAGGUCUGGGGGGGCCCCUGGGCCACGCCCAAGCUGGGGCAGCUGCGACCGCGCACUGCCUGUGCCUGGUGCGCCGUGACGUGCGCGCUGUGGCUGCCACCGUAGCCACCAUCACCGCCUGUCACCUGCUGCCUGACAUCCGUGGGGAGCUGUGAGAGUGGGAAUGUCUGUGGGGGGGGGGGGGGGGGGGCAGUGCUGGCAGCUGUGGGGAGCUCCUGGCGUUGUUGUUGCAGUGUCACUGACACUGACCUUCAGCACUGUGUCUAAUGGACUCGAGGGUUGUGGUUGUCACUGAUGACAUUCUCAUUGUCACUGCAUUGCCAGUGCUGUGUCCCCUUGAGCUGAUGCUGCCAUCAACAGCACUGCCGCUGAUCGCUCAGUGUCCCAGCGAUGUCCCUGUGUCACCUGGCCUGUGGGGACCUUGGCCUCACAGUGACGUUGUCAGUGAAUGGAAGCUCCUGACGAUUGAUUGAUGCAGAAUUCUGUAGUUUUGCCCUGUAUAGGGGAUCUGUGGGUUCUGGCACUGACUAAAGCCCUUUGGAGACAUAGCUGCAGCAAGGACACAGCUUUCACUAGGUGGGUGGCAGUGUGUUCACCCACGGCACUGUGGUCCCAGUGGUCUGAGCAAGGUCCCUUUUGUUGCCCCCCAUGUCUUUGGGCUGUGGUUGUGUCCUUUGCGUCCCUUCCUGCCAUAUGAAUGUCUCCAGCAUCUGGCCACUGUCCCCAAGCUGUGGCUAUGUCCUGUCACCCUAAGUGCCCCUUGGCCUUGUCCUUAGCUCUCUCCUACCUCUGUGUACCCCUCUGAGAACUUCAGCCAGGGACAGGGAGAAGUACAUACGAAUCUCACACCACGGAGCCACAUGGGUCUGUCACGCUGCAUCCUGCCUGGGCUGUCACGUCCUGUGGGACACCAGGGGAUACACCCUGGGUGCUAGUGGGCUUGUGGCACCAAAAUGCCCGGGGCCUGAUGAGGGUCCUGGGGGCUCCUGGCGUCUCCAGAAGGGUCCCAACUGUCCCCAGGGACUGACCUGAGGGGUAGUGGAAAACCAGGAUGAAGGUUCACUUUCCCCAUUCCCCUGUGUUGUGGCAAAGGGGAAAGGUUUUGUGAAGAGCACAGUGGUGUUGGAUUCUGUUCAUAAAGAUUCUAGACCUCAGUUCCCUUCCCGUAUCCAAAUUAGAAUGAAAGAUAGUAUUAACAAUUCAUCUUUUGAGGAAGAACCUCUGAGCACUUGUAACUGGCAGUGCUUUGAUAUUCUAGGUAACCUGUUCCAUAAGGAGUGCUGGGUGAUGCUGACUGAUACUGUCAAUUGUGAGCAUGCUCCACAGAAAGUUUCCCUCUGUGGGAGUGAGGAAACAAAAUGUGGUGAUUCAGUACUGUGGGGUUAUUAUGGGGUUACUAGAGUCUAGGAUUCUAGAGUCUGAGGAUUCUAUGAAUUGAUUAUUGGAGGAUUCUAUGAGGAUGCUAUGAGGAUACCAGCUCCUGUGAUUAUAAGUUCUGUUAUUUCAGAUUCUGUGAUCGUUUCAUGAUUCUAGAUUCCUUGACUCUGUGAUGAUUCUGGGCUUCAGUUGUGUGGUGAUUCUGAUUCCUCACUAAGAGUAUAGAUUCCCAGACUUGUAGCUACGCAAUACGAUGCGUUUCCAUCUCCACUCCUGUGCAUAGUGUGUGGCAUAGUUCUGAGUGCCUGACACAGCCCAAGCAAAAUCAAUUUCUGUAGGUUAUUACUAAAUAAAAAAAUAAAUCAAUAAAUUUCUUGCUUUA
Gallus gallus (chicken) is the source of this 2401-nucleotide messenger RNA. Its product is annotated as biogenesis of lysosome-related organelles complex 1 subunit 3-like. The transcript has a single exon. Lineage: Eukaryota; Metazoa; Chordata; Aves; Galliformes; Phasianidae. Bases 345 to 797 code for a protein of 150 amino acids. Gene Ontology annotation, cellular component: BLOC-1 complex. The record is from RefSeq and is a predicted model, not a curated record.